This is a messenger RNA of Arachis ipaensis, 1223 nucleotides long. Its product is annotated as cytochrome b561 and DOMON domain-containing protein At5g35735. The record is from RefSeq and is a predicted model, not a curated record. NCBI's taxonomy places the organism in Eukaryota, Viridiplantae, Streptophyta, Magnoliopsida, Fabales, Fabaceae.
AAAGUACUGAUUUUUCUAUCUAUAUAUAUAUUCCCUCUUACCAUAAAAAACCAAAAGAAAAAGAAACAAAGAUGAUGAACAAAGGCCAACAAAGCAUGGCAUCUUCUUCUAAAACUACCUUACCACUACUAAUAACCAUUUUGGUUUUGGGUUUUCUCUCCAUUGUUGCAUUUGGUGAUAACAAUUAUGGUCCAACAAAUCCUCUAUUAUACUGCAGUGAUGACUUUGCUGAUCAACUUGAAGCAAGGAAAUUCAAUGUAUCAGGCUGCAAGAAAUUGCGCACUCUAGACGCCGAGUUUGCCUGGAACUACAGCAAUUUGACCACCACCAACAACAGCACCAACACCACCACCGUCAAUGGCACACUCAUUGAGAUCUUUUUCCGGGCAAAGCUCAGACACUAUGAAGGGUGGGUAGCAUGGGGUGUGAACCCAGGAAAGAAGCCACAGAUGGUGGGAACCAAAGCCAUCAUAGCCAUCAAACACAACAAGGGGACGACGGAUGUGCACACGUAUGACGUAACCAAAGAGACAAGAAAGGGUUGCAGGCUUUGGCCGACGUCUCCAUCGGAGUUUGGGCUAAAUGUGUUGGAUAAGCAAGCAUGGAGCAAUGGCACUAAGCAAUGCACUACUCUGUAUGCAAAGUUGAUCCUUCCUUUUCCAGAGUAUAACAUAACUAGGCUUAACCAUGUGUGGCAAGUUGGAGAUGAUGUUAAUGGUGACCAACCAUUGCAGCACAGAGUCACCCUUCAGAAUGUGGAUAGCACUGAGACAAUUAACAUCACUUCUCCCGAUGGCCAAAGCUAUGGUCAGAACCGGAGAUUCCUUAGAUCAGUGCAUGGAGUUCUAAACAUCAUAGGGUGGGGAACACUACUACCAAUUGGAGUAAUAAUAGCUCGGUACUUUAGAGUGUUUCCAUUUAUUUGGGACAAAGUUUGGUUCAAUAUCCACGUUGGUUUCCAAUUAACUGGUUUUCUAAUUGGCACUGCUGGUUGGGCUAUUGGUCUUAGUCUUGGAAGAUCUUCAGAGUAUUACACCUUCCACACGCAUCGAACCUUUGGCAUUCUCAUUUUCACAUUUAGCACAAUCCAAGUAAUAUUCUUCUUCUCUCUCUUUUUUGUCUAUAGUUUGAUUUCUACAAUUUAUAUCUUAAUAAAGCCAUGCAUGCACAUAUAUAGUUGUAUGUAAGAUGAAGCUAAUUUUUAUGCAGAUUUAACCAAUAAA